Molecule: messenger RNA, 1773 nt
Organism: Peronospora matthiolae
Lineage: Eukaryota; Oomycota; Peronosporomycetes; Peronosporales; Peronosporaceae
Source: the annotation of a GenBank genome assembly
AUGCCGGACUCGCUUGUCAAGUUGUCGUCCACCAGGCCAACUGUCCUGCGGCUGAUACUAUCGGCUACUUUAGUCUACGCGAUAUUGAUAGUAGUAUGGAUGAUAUCUAGUCAACAGUACUUCUUUUCUACGCCCGAACAAGUGGAGGCAGAAGCUCAUGCGACAACAGUCCAGAGCCUUUCACUCGAAGUAUUGGAGACAGAGGCCCGUGCAGCAACCGUCAAGAACGGUUUGCGUGAAGCGUUGGAGACACGCCAAUUCAAGUGCAUCGGAUGGAGAGCCACGCACAGCUGCAGUGCAGACGGAGCUCGUGAUGUGGCGAAUGACAAAGUGUGCGACGAACGGGUCGAACACACUGCGUCCGGCUAUUGUGAGAUUGAAGACGUCCAGACCGGUGAGAGGUUCCGUGUCAUGCAGCGUGGGUGUGGCACAGUCCGGAAAAGGGCCAAGUUUUUUUGCUCUCUUGCACCGGAUUUCGCGAAUUUCCCCGCAAAGAUUGGCCAAGUGGUGGAAAAAGUCAGUGCACCUGGUUUUAGCCUGCUGAACAGCAAUCAAACCGAGGCAGUACGGGCAGGUAUUGUCAUGGUUGUGUACCCGAAACUCCUAGCAGGCGCAUAUGCUUCGAUUCGCACACUGAGAGAGGUGUUGCGUUGUCAAUUACCGAUCGAAAUCUGGUUCCGACCGGAUGAGAUGCAGACUGUGCCUGCUGGGCUCAAGCUAUUAAAAGAGGCUGCAGAGGUGGAUGCAAUGGAUGGGGUCACAUUUCGAGCGAUUGAUGAUUUGCGUGCGGUUCGUUUCGCAGCAAAGGUGCAUGCGAUUUACAAUAGUGCUUUCGAUCACGUGUUGUUCCUGGAUGCGGAUAACGUUCCAGUGCGUGACCCGGCGUUCUUAUUCGAGUCUGAAGAGUUUGUGAGAACUGGAGCUGUGUUUUGGCCGGACUAUUGGCACCCGCAGCACACUAUUUUUCACCUCGUCGAAGACUCAUUGUUGUGGCAAAUGCUGGACAUGCAGUACGUUGACAUGUUCGAGCAGGAAAGUGGCCAGCUCUUGAUUGAUCGAAGACGCCAUGCUGCCGCCAUGGAGCUUGUACACUUCUACGCUUCUCAUACUCCUGACCUAUUUAAGCGUCUCGAUCUGGUGUGGGGGGACAAAGACCUUUUUCGAUUCGCUUGGAUCAAGUUGAACGCUCCGUUUUUCAUGGUCCAGACCCCACCUGCAGUCGCUGGCAAGCUUGUGAAUGAGUCGUUCUGUGGUAUGACGAUGGUUCAGCACGAUUCUGGUGGGAACGUGCUUUUCCUCCACCGCAAUGCCAAUAAACUGACUGGGCGACGACAACGUUACAAUGUAAAUUACGGAGUCAGUCUACAAAAGAGUAUCGCUAUGAAGCAACCAGGCCAACGUCUAUCUAAUGUACUCUAUCAUGCGGUGGCACAAGGCAAGCAGGGCCACUCACUGCGAAAGCGAUUGGCGACAUUGGAGCCUUUAGAACCCGACAAUUUACCGGAUCCAGUUAUUUGGACGCAUCUGUGGUCAUUUCGAAACUCGUCGCGUUGGAAUCAUUACAGGAUUGAGUCAUACUCGGCCCAGCCAGAAUUUCCCGAGUGGCAACGGUGUUACGGCGAGCGCGACAUUCGGGGCAACGAGCACUUCUACACACAGAAAUUCGCAGACAUGAGCUUUUCUGGACUGGAGACGCAUCUCAGGCGUUUCGCCAUGGAAGGCGUCCAACAGCUGGAGAGAUUUCAGGCUGCAAUGAAGAACGGAACACAAUAG